Molecule: messenger RNA, 2452 nt
Organism: Cyanistes caeruleus (blue tit)
Lineage: Eukaryota; Metazoa; Chordata; Aves; Passeriformes; Paridae
Source: RefSeq, a predicted model, not a curated record
AAACAGGCAAAACCCUAGUAAAUCAGGAUUUUUCUGUUCCUAAAAAGAAUUUUUUGAAUUAUCUUCCUGAGGGUCAGAAGUUAAUCUUUUAUCAUUGCCCCCUCUGAUUUGGUAUAAACAAGAUGAAACCAUAUAAUCUAUAUGGAGAUUCUUAGACAUUAUAGAGAUCAGCAUUUUGCUAAGAGUUGAAAAUGAAAAUUCACCUUAGUGGAUGUAGCAGCAUGGACUGUUACUCUAGAAAUAACAGAACAUGAGGGAGACUUAACAAUAGCUGUGAUUUGUAACCCCAAAUACUGGGGUUAGAUUACCCCUAAUUUGCAGAAUCAAAUGCUACAUUUUUCUUCUUCUCACUAUUCUUUACUUCUGAAUUCUUUCUUGGACAUACUGAGCAAAAACUUGAUAAACUUAAUUUUAAGUUAUUUUAAAAUGCACCUAUGUUAUAACUCUUCUAUAGCAUUGUAAGCCAUGUGCUUAACAGUGCAUCAUUGUUCUGCUAAUGAAAUGGAAUUAUGUGUUUUCAACAUCACAGGAUUGAAUAUGCACCUGAGGCAUAGAUUUAUUACCUGAUAAUACAUAUAAUUUAAUGUCCCAUUCCUUAAAUUUAACAGCCCAAGUGCUUAUUGAGAAACUAUCCAAUAAAUAAAGAAGUGACAAAACAGCCUUUGUUGUGGCUAGUAAAGUAUGUCAAACAAAAGCAGGUGUAAAUUGAAAAGUCAUCUUUGAAGCUUAAAAUCUGUUUAAAAAUCCAUACUGUGCUACUGUUACCUGGUAGCCAGGGCUACGGAACAGAGGUGCCUUGGCCUGGUCCUGGCAUGGUGAGUACUGCACUUCAAGGGACAGUUUUGGAAAUGGCCAAGAGCUCCUGGAGGAGCAAUGGAGCAGGGGGAUGUGCCUGGAGAACAGAGCCCUGGCGCUGGACCAGCAGAGAGACUUGGCCCAGCAGGGCAUUCAGCCUAAUUUCCUCCCUCCCUCUGCCACGAUGCUGCCAGGGAGCAUCCCACAGCAUCUGGCUGCUGGAAACACACCCUCACCCCCACCAAUUUAACAGGUAAUAUUGCACGUUGUUAAAGCUUUUUAAUGUCCAACAGCUCAGCUAAUGAGGGCUCUGCCAAGGUCUUCAUAAACACCUACUUAAGGAGGAAUCUAGAUUAUUGAGUUGUAAGAUAUGGAACAAUAUUUGUUCAUUUUGUUGAUUUUUCCUCGAAGGUUCCUACCCUUCUCUGCCCAUUGUCAGCUCUUGUUAAAUGCUAGCCCUGAUAUUGACAGGUUGUGAGGUUUUUUUCCUUCAUGUGCAUCUGUUCAAAUAUCAAAUUUAGAAUCUUAUAAAUAGCACUAAGCUCAUCCCUGUUGAAGCAAGAGGAUAUUUUAGGUCUUCUCCAACAUGUAAAUUCAACAGACUGGAGUUUUCACCAAAUAUCUUAAAAAAAUGUCAAAUUUUGAGCAGUUUCACUUGGACUUUUACCAGUCUAAUUAUACCAUAGAGGACCAAGAGGAAGGUUGCAACAGCUAUGGCUCAGACAAAAACUUCUGUGAAAGCAGAAAGGGCCAGACAGAAAAGCAACCUGCAGCUGGGGCUUUUGUCCCAUCAGACAUGCUCCUGUCCCCUCAGAGCUACACGGGUCAGAUUUUGCAGCCAGCGUACAGCCCCGACACUCCUUCUCAGCUCGGUUAUGCUGAUGGAUUUGACGAGGAGCCUCCUUUGCUAGAAGAACUUGGGAUCAAUUUUGAGCAUAUAUGGCAAAAAACAUUAACUGUUCUAAACCCAAUGAAGCCUGCAGAUGGCAGCAUUAUGAAUGAGACAGACCUCACUGGACCUAUGGUUUUCUGUUUGGCCCUUGGAGCAACACUGCUGAUGGCAGGAAAAGUUCAUUUUGGCUACGUGUAUGGGAUGAGUGCCAUGGGGUGCCUUGCCAUGCAUGCCCUGCUGAACCUGAUGAGCGACUCGGGAGUCUCGCACGGCUGCGUUGCAAGUGUCCUGGGCUACUGCCUGCUGCCCAUGGUCAUCCUGUCCUCCUCUGCAGUUCUCUUCUCCCUGCAGGGGAUCCCAGGAACUGUGUUAGCUCUGUUUGUUAUUGGAUGGUGCAGUUUGUCAGCCUCCAAAAUUUUUACAUCUGCAUUGGCUAUGGAAGGACAGCAGCUCCUGAUUGCAUACCCAUGUGCUUUACUUUAUGGACUUUUUGCACUUCUAACAAUUUUCUGAGAUGCAUUUUCUGGUAGUCUUCUUACAGUCUGUUUAUAGUUGUUGGAGGGGAAAGAGUUUAUUUGCUUAUUUUCAGAUUGCCUAGAGUUAAGUUCCAUUAGCAAAAUUAGAUUCUAUGACUUACUGUUUUUUUUCCAAAUGGCUGAUAAUGAAAUAAAAAAAUUAAACUAACUGGUAGAUGGCCUUAAAACAAAGGUAUUUUGACAAUCUCAGAGCUUAAAGAAGAGAAAUUGUAUUGAGAAGGUAGUAAAA